CGAUCGGUUGUCUGCUUUUGUCACUUUUGAAAAUGUGGAUUGUACUGUGCGCUUUUAUUGCCCUUCCGCUGUUUUUGGUGGCCUAUUUCGAGCUUGGAUCACUGCGAAGAAAAAAAAUGUUGGACAAGUUCCAUGGGCCAAGUAUGCUGCCCGUGGUGGGAAAUGCCCACCAGAUGGGAAAAACUCCGGCAGAGAUAUUAAACAGAUUUUUUGGCUGGUGGCAUGAGUACGAUAAGGACAAUUUCCGAUAUUGGAUUGGAUAUUACUCGAAUAUAAUGGUCACUAGCCCUAAGUAUAUGGAGUUUAUUCUCAGCAGUCAGACUCUGAUAUCCAAGUCCGAUGUCUAUGAUCUCACACAUCCUUGGCUGGGACUAGGACUUCUGACCAGUACUGGCAGCAAGUGGCACAAGCAUCGCAAGAUGAUCACUCCUGCCUUUCACUUUAAUAUCCUGCAGGACUUCCAUGAGGUGAUGAACGAGAACUCAACAAAGUUUAUUGAUCAGCUAAAGAAGGUGGCGGCAGGAGACAAUAUCUUCGACUUCCAGGAUGAGACCCACUAUCUGACUUUGGAUGUUAUUUGUGACACAGCGAUGGGAGUUUCCAUCAAUGCCAUGGAAAACCGCAGUUCCUCCGUUGUCCAGGCUUUCAAAGACAUGUGUUACACCUUGAAAAUGAGAGCGUUCAGUCCUUGGAAGCGUAAUGACCUUCUCUAUCGCUUGGCUCCCGAUUAUCCGGAGUAUUGUAGUACUUUAAAAACUCUUCAAGAUUUCACCAACGAGAUAAUAGCAAAGCGAAUCGAAGCUCGAAACUCUGGGGUCGAGUACAAAGUCCAGGGUGAUGAAUUCUCCAGAAAGAAGAUGGCCUUCUUGGAUACACUGCUCUCAUCUACGGUUGACGGACGACCUUUGACUUCUCAAGAACUUUACGAAGAAGUUUCGACUUUUAUGUUUGAGGGACACGACACCACUACAUCUGGAGUUGGGUUUGCAGUCUAUCUGCUCUCCAGACAUCCGGAUGAACAGAAAAAGUUAUUCGAUGAACAGUGCCAAGUGAUGGGAGACUCUGGACUCUGUCGGGAUGCCUCAUUUCAAGAGAUAUCCCAAAUGAAGUACUUGGAUCUUUUCAUAAAGGAGGCGCAACGUCUUUAUCCGAGUGUGCCCUUCAUUGGUCGUUUCACGGAGAAGGAUUAUGUGAUUGAUGGGGACGUUGUACCAAAGGGCACAACCUUAAAUUUGGGCCUUUUGAUGUUGGGUUAUAAUGAUCGCGUUUUCAAGGAUCCUCAUAAAUUCCGACCUGAACGAUUUGACCUGGAGAAACCCGGACCCUUUGAAUAUGUGCCCUUCAGUGCGGGUCCACGAAACUGCAUUGGGCAGAAGUUCGCACUCCUGGAGAUCAAGACUGUGGUUUCUAAAAUCAUUCGGAACUUCGAGGUGCUGCCAGCUCUGGAUGAACUUGUUUCCAAGGAUGGCUACAUAAGUACCACCUUAGGGCUUCCCCCGGCGGAGAAGAAAAAGCGGGAUGCAUACGUCCAUAAAUACGAUCCCAUUUUAUCGGCUGCCAUGACUUUGAAAUCUGAGAACGGUCUGCAUCUGCGCAUGAAGCAGAGGCUUUAAGUGAGAUCGCCCAAAAAACGUUCGCUGCAUACUCUUAGGCCAACAACUUAUCUACAUUUUGUUGAGUAAAUGUAUAAACCGAAAUCUAUAUAACUUCGCUA
Drosophila ficusphila is the source of this 1714-nucleotide messenger RNA. Its product is annotated as probable cytochrome P450 4e1. The transcript is spliced from 6 exons. Gene Ontology annotation, molecular function: iron ion binding; oxidoreductase activity, acting on paired donors, with incorporation or reduction of molecular oxygen; monooxygenase activity. The record is from RefSeq and is a predicted model, not a curated record. Bases 33 to 1613 code for a protein of 526 amino acids. Lineage: Eukaryota; Metazoa; Arthropoda; Insecta; Diptera; Drosophilidae.